UGGCUUGUCGUCGGUGCCAAUUGGUGCGAUUUGCAUGGCAUCUUGACCAGCAUUGACGGAGAAAAGAGCCGUAUGAUCAGUACUGGCAAAGUUUGGGUAGAGCUCCCUGACGCAACGUGCAUUCAGCCGGUAGACUUUGUCGCAGUGGUCAGGCUACUAACCCACUCAUUGAUCAAAUCCAAGCACGGUUCCAUUCCGUGUCCCAAACCAACACUUGGCGCAAAGUCUCUUCCAGAAGAAGAUCUUGCCGCCCCUCUGACACUCAAGCACAUCAUUUGCGGCAUUCAGAGCAUUUUGUGAAGUGGUGACACUAUGCUCUGCGAUGCAGGAGAGGCUUGGUUUCUCGCUUAUCAUAUAAUGCUGCCUCCGGGAGGAGACUGCCAAAUACAAAUGCCCUAUUGCUCGAUUGGCUGGGCACUACCUGCCGGACUUGGAGCUCAGCUUGCCCGCUCGCAGGGGCGCUCAGUCAUACUCAUCGGUGAUGGCGGGUUUCAAAUGACGGCUCAGGAGGUUAGCACCAUUGCUCGUCAUAAUUUGAACCCGAUCAUCAUUGUUUUUCAUAACCUUGGCUAUAAGAUUGAGACGGCCAUUCACGAUGGGCCUUAUAACUGCAUCGCCAACUGGAACCACUCGCAGCUGGCUGCUUCUCUGUCCGCGAUCCCCUAUGCACAGUCUCAUAACCCCUAUGCGACCCCCAAGCAGGCAUAUAAUGAAAGUCAUCCAUUAAUGUUUACCAUGCAGGUCAAGACUCAGGGAGAUUUGAAGACAGCUCUGCAGCGAGCAUAUGACGAGCAUGAUAAGCUGGCAUUUUUAGAGCUUUGUAUCCUACCAGAUGAUAUGAGCGAGAAGGUACGACAGCUUGGUAAAGCGUUCGCGCAGAAGAACGCCGAAGCGCCCUUUGAAUCAUCUUCAAGCUCUGAUGAGCGGAAGCACAGCGCAACUACAAGCAGUUCGAGCACUUCGAGGCUCGACAGUCCAGGAGAGACGUCAGACCAAAGCUCUGCGCGCAGUACGAUCACUUCGCCAGGGAGCAAAGAUGAGUCUGUACAAGUGUAACGGGGUGAGACAGAGCUUACCGGCGAAGUUAUUGCUUCUCGGCGGAUGUCAGAUACCUCCUAUGGUAAGAAGCAGAGUGACUGGACUCAGGUGGUGAAGGCAUAGUGGAAUGUCAUUAAGCCUUGCGCUCCGUUGAUUGGUUAUUCAGUAAUUGCGCUUCUCCCUAGCGACAGUUUUUCAUGCUUAUGUUUAAUCUGGGAUUAGUUGACUUUCUUGCUACU
Aspergillus saccharolyticus JOP 1030-1 is the source of this 1277-nucleotide messenger RNA. Its product is annotated as thiamine diphosphate-binding protein. NCBI's taxonomy places the organism in Eukaryota, Fungi, Ascomycota, Eurotiomycetes, Eurotiales, Aspergillaceae. Gene Ontology annotation, molecular function: thiamine pyrophosphate binding; carboxy-lyase activity. Bases 313 to 1056 code for a protein of 247 amino acids. The record is from RefSeq and is a predicted model, not a curated record. The transcript is spliced from 2 exons.